Molecule: messenger RNA, 2112 nt
Organism: Lasiodiplodia theobromae
Lineage: Eukaryota; Fungi; Ascomycota; Dothideomycetes; Botryosphaeriales; Botryosphaeriaceae
Exons: 3
Coding region: 1-2112 (703 amino acids)
Source: RefSeq, a predicted model, not a curated record
AUGACCCGGAACAACCACGCCUCGCAUCUCGCCUUCCACCAUGCGCGAAAAGCCGCUGCUCCCGCCGCCGACGAUGUCGCCCACCUGGACCUCGGCGUCUUGAUCCCUGCCGAGAAGGAGGUCCACGGCUCCAAGACGCUCCAAGAGAGAGACCCCAGCCCGGCUCUUGUUGCCCGCUCCACGUCAACCAAAGAAUGCAGCUCGAGCCGUGAGUCCGACACGUGCCAGAAGCCCACCGACAGCAGCACUGCCAUCAUCCUCGCUGCAAUCGUUCCGAUUGCUAUUGCCAUCAUCGUGCUCGUGUUCCUUCACCGUAGGCACAUGAAGAAACAGGCUCUUGAGGAUCUCAAUGACAAGCACAAGUCUCUUGAUUUUGGUCUGGACGAGCCCCCCAAGACCGCGCACGGCAAGACCCCGGAAAUGUCCGUCGUGGACGCUGAGAAGGAAAUUCGCAAGGGCGGCCGCGGCAUGUCGAUGGAUAUGGAGAGCAGCCCGUAUUUGAUGCCUGGUGUUGUCCAAGACUCCCGCGAGUCGUUCCACUCCAUGUCGCGCAUCAGUGACAACCACGACCCCUACCGCCCCGUUACCUUUGUCAAGGACGACACCGUGUCGCUGCGCUCGGCUUCCAAGUUCAACGAUGGCAUGUCGACCUACAGCAAGUCCAGUGUUGGCACCGACCGCAUGGGUCUGCUCAAGAACGCUCAGCGCAUGUCCCGGUCUUCGCCCAUGUCUCCCGAAGAUAGGACCAUUCCUGAGAUCCAGUUUCCGGAACCUAGCCACGUCAAGCCUCUGCCAAGCCCGUCCACUGCUUCGCCGAUUUCUCCUGACACCGACACUCCCGAUCUCACUCGCGACGUCCUCAAUGGCAACGAAAAGCGCCGCUCGCUCAAUGCCGACUCGAAGCGCACUUCGGUCCAGGAACCUACUCUGCCGCAAAUCUCCGAACAUCAAGACUCCGAGCCCAAGGUUACCCCGCGCAAGCCCAACCCGCUGAGGCUUGAGUCUAUGGUUGCUUCCGUCCAUAACCCUCAGACCGACAGCAUCAUGAGCAAGUCGAGUGAUUACGGUGAUGGUUUCAAGGUCACUCCUCCCUCGCCCGGCAUGGCCCCCAACCGCAUGUCUGUCGACGGUUCCAGGGUUCCGUCCACGCCGCCGCAGGGUCUGGCCAUCCAAGCCCCUAAGCCAAAUCGCAUUUCCGUGAGCUUGCGCCCGCUGCCGGCUGAAGACCCCACCGAGAACCCCGAGGAACGUGCCAACAGGAUCCGAUCUUUCUACAAGGAGUACUUUGACGACUCGAAGCCCGACCCCGCCGCCAAUCAUUAUGGUGAGACUCAGGAGGACUAUGGCCAAGAAUACAUGGAAGGCGCCAUCUUCGAUCCCGACAAGGGUCACUUUAUCGUCGGUGGUCAGCCUUUUGCCGAGCCCGUUACUCGUCGUGCCAUGACGCCUCCUCCGCGUGCUCCUCCGCGCUUCCGCGGCCACGGGCCUCCAGGCGGGUCGAUUGGCGGUGGACGCCCGAUGAGUCCCGGUUCCCUGCGCAGUGGAACGCCACUGUCCAUGCCUCGCGGUAACUCUGCCAUGAGCUUCCGUGGUCCUCCCAAGAAGCCGCUGCCCCCGCCGUCUAAUCUGUCGUCGCUGCCCACGCCCGCAGCUCUGAAGGAUGACGCGCACAUCUUCAACCCGAUUGACUUCGCACCUCCGCCAACUUUCCGAGACAUGCAGGCCGGUCGUCGUCCUGAUAGUCCGAUGGGUAUCGAGAGGCCGUACUCCCCCAGCGUUCGCUCACACACGCCGCUUGCAACCGCCUUCGACGAACUCGCCGUCAUCCCCAGCCCGCACGCUCUCAGAAAAUCAGGCACCUUCACUUCUCUGGACUUCGUGGCACCGCCUCGCUUCAAGGGCGUUGACAAUGGCAGUGACGCCGCCUCCGUCCGCAGUGGCGGCAGUGGCAUCUCGGCAGCGCAGCUCCACGCUGUUCGCGCCGGUGCCUACCGUGUCAGCCGCAUUGAAAGGGGCUUGGUCGGUACCAAGGAUGAUCUCAUGACUUCUCUCAAGCCAAGCUGGGAUCUUCGCGACACCAACAGCCCUGCGCAGGUAAAACCUGGAAUGUAA